Messenger RNA from Episyrphus balteatus (marmalade hoverfly), 632 nucleotides. RefSeq lists its product as uncharacterized. The transcript has 3 exons. The record is from RefSeq and is a predicted model, not a curated record. Lineage: Eukaryota; Metazoa; Arthropoda; Insecta; Diptera; Syrphidae. Gene Ontology annotation, cellular component: BORC complex. Bases 184 to 501 code for a protein of 105 amino acids.
CUUGUCAGGCAAGUUGACUUGUUCUUUUUUGUUUAUCUCUUGUUCGUGAUGUGUUUUCGUCAUUAAAUCUAUUCACUUAGCUCUUCUUAGCUCUUUAAAUAGAAUAAAAACAAUCUCUAAAACGUAAUCAAACAUUUCCACACGUAAUUUAACAAAAUUACAACCCAGUUUUAUUAUUAUAAGAUGGCAUCCGCAUCGAGUAGCAGUGCCCGCCACCUUUUCGGAGACAGCAAAAAGCGGUUGUGUGAACGGGUUAGUGUAAAUGUUAACAACAUUGGUUCGGUGGCGCGUCAAGUGGUAAGGGGAUCUAAAACAAAUGAGAUUUUAGCACAAAGUGCAAAAAGUUUAGCUCAAUCUGAAUCGACUAUGGACACAUGUGCACAGAAUUUACGUAAAAUGGAAUUAAUUCGACAGCAUGUCGGCUAUCAGUGUGACGCAAUCAAAGAUAGCGUUAAUCAGUUGGAUUAUUUGCAAGAGCAAGUUAGCGCAAUGGAGAGAUAAAUUAGAUCUAUUUUUUUUUUUUGUUUGUUUUAUAUUUCUUUAUUUUGUAUCUAAUUAUGUACUUGACUCAAAAAUUUCAAAGACUACAAGUUGAUUAUUAAACAAUGAUGAGAUGAUCUUUCAUCUUUAAC